AUGGUUUCAAUACGAGUUCGCCGGCGCCGGAUCAUUUUUCCGGCGGUGGCGGUGGCAGUGGUGGUGCUGGUUUUUAUGGUGAGUUUUUGCCGGAGCGGGAGCGUGGGACACAUGCCGUCGACGGAGGAGGAGGGUCGAGAUUACCAGGAAAUUUUGCCGGAGCGGGAGCGUGGGACACAUGCCGUCGACGGAGGAGGAGGGUCGAGAUUACCAGGAAAUGAAGAGAAAGAUGGCGGCGAAAGAAGAAAAGGAAAAAGAUCGGGCGUCGGAGACUUGGACGGAAUGGAAUGGGCAAAAAAGAAGAUCUCCGGUGGAGACGGCGUUAAGAAAGUUACUGAUUUCAUUUCUGAUAAUGCGAAAAAGUCCAAGGACAAAAUCGAGAAUUUCACCUCAGAUUCUGGUUUUUCCGGUGUCCAAAAGGCGGGACAAUAUGGGGCUGAGAAGGGCAGAGAAGCGGAGGACAUGGCGGCGGAGAAGGCAGCAGAAAUGGCGAAGGAGAUGAAGGCGAAGGGGAAGGCGGCGGAGGAGACGACGGAGAAAGGGUUUGUGACGGGAAAGGAGAAGUCGGAGAGGAUAAAAGACGACAUGGUUGGGUCGGAGGACGAGCUGUAA
Cucurbita maxima (winter squash) is the source of this 612-nucleotide messenger RNA. Its product is annotated as late embryogenesis abundant protein D-29-like. The record is from RefSeq and is a predicted model, not a curated record. The transcript is spliced from 3 exons. Lineage: Eukaryota; Viridiplantae; Streptophyta; Magnoliopsida; Cucurbitales; Cucurbitaceae. The coding region runs from base 1 to 612 and encodes 203 amino acids.